AGGUCUUUACUGAGAUUAUUGGACCGGGUCACUAUAAGCCAAACUCCAACGACCCUAUUUGGGAUCGUGUCCAUGAAGAGUUGAGCAAGUCUGGCACCACCAGUGCAUCUGAAUGGAAUGGUUGCGAGUCAUCUAUGACAUCUAUUCCUAGUAAUGAUAUGAAAAACCGCGUAGAUGUGGAUGCAACAGUGACACUAGCCACAGCCAAGGCCUAAGAAGUUGCGAUCUGCGACCCAGUCAUACAUGAUGAUAUCUUUUGUAGUGCGUGGAGUAUUAAUGUCUUUCAUAUGGCAGUGUGUAAUAAAUAAUUUUCCCUAUGGGAAGCUUUCCCCUGUAAAUUAGUAAGCAUGUUAUAAUUAUAAAUAAUGUUAUCAUCAUGUGCUGAAAUGACUGGUAACUAAAUGUAAUGUUUGUAUCAUAUGAAUUCAAUAAAGAAGAGAAGGUUUCCCCUUCUCAGUUGUGUGCCAAUCAUGCAAA
This is a messenger RNA of Camellia sinensis, 477 nucleotides long. The record is from RefSeq and is a predicted model, not a curated record. NCBI's taxonomy places the organism in Eukaryota, Viridiplantae, Streptophyta, Magnoliopsida, Ericales, Theaceae.